Molecule: messenger RNA, 2193 nt
Organism: Gavialis gangeticus (Gharial)
Lineage: Eukaryota; Metazoa; Chordata; Crocodylia; Gavialidae
Gene: TBX18
Product: T-box 18
Exons: 7
Biological process (GO): regulation of transcription by RNA polymerase II; morphogenesis of embryonic epithelium; positive regulation of DNA-templated transcription
Cellular component (GO): nucleus
Molecular function (GO): DNA-binding transcription factor activity, RNA polymerase II-specific; RNA polymerase II cis-regulatory region sequence-specific DNA binding
Source: RefSeq, a predicted model, not a curated record
GCCGCCUCCCCCGCCGGCUCCCCCCGGGGCUCGCGCCCGGCCUCGCCGGCGCCCGGCCCGCAGGCGCCGCGGGUGGACCUGCAGGGCGCCGAGCUCUGGAAGCGCUUCCACGAGAUCGGCACCGAGAUGAUCAUCACCAAGGCCGGGAGAUGGAUGUUGGGCUUCUCUUUUUAUAGGUAUGUUUACCAUAGCUCUAAAUGGAUGGUGGCUGGUAAUGCUGAUUCGCCAGUACCACCUCGUGUUUAUAUUCACCCUGAUUCUCCCGCCUCAGGGGAGACUUGGAUGAGGCAAGUGAUCAGCUUUGACAAAUUGAAACUUACAAACAACGAACUGGACGAUCAGGGACAUAUCAUCCUUCAUUCUAUGCACAAAUACCAGCCCCGUGUUCAUGUCAUUCGUAAAGACUGUGGAGAUGACCUGUCACCAGUCAAGCCUAUCCCUUCAGGAGAAGGAGUCAAAGCAUUCUCUUUUCCUGAAACUGUUUUCACUACAGUAACAGCGUACCAAAAUCAACAGAUCACUCGAUUAAAGAUUGAUAGGAAUCCAUUUGCCAAAGGGUUUAGAGAUUCUGGACGUAACAGAAUGGGACUGGAAGCUUUAGUUGAGUCGUAUGCAUUCUGGAGACCAUCACUAAGGACACUUACUUUUGAAGAUAUACCUGGGAUACCGAAACAAGGAAACACAGGCUCCUCUACCUUACUCCAGGGAUCUGGCAGUGGAGUUCCAUCUACCCACCCUCACCUCUUACCAGGUUCCCCUUGCUCUUCUCCUGCCUUCCACAUCAGUCCCAACACUAGCCAGCUUUGUAGCCUUGCUCCAGCUGAUUAUACAGCUUGUGCCCGCUCAGGCUUAACCCUUAACAGAUACAGCACUUCUUUGGCUGAGACCUACAACAGGCUCACAAACCAAACCAGUGAGACCUUUGCACCCCCACGGACUCCCUCUUACGUUGGUGUGUCAAGUAGCACAACUGUGAACAUGUCGAUGGCGAGCAAUGAUGGUGAUGCAUUCAGCUGCCCACAAACCGGCUUAUCCAUGCAGAUUUCAGGGAUGUCUCCACAGCUCCAGUACAUCAUGCCAUCCCCAUCCAGCAAUGCCUUUACUACUAAUCAAACCCACCAAAGCUCUUACAAUACAUUUAGACUCCACAGUCCCUGUGCCUUGUAUGGAUAUAACUUUUCCACAUCCCCCAAACUGGCUGCCAGUCCUGAGAAAAUUGUUUCUUCCCAAGGAAGUUUCUUGGGGUCUUCACCAAGUGGAACCAUGACUGAUCGGCAGAUGUUGCCCCCUAUGUUGCCCCCUGUGGAAGGAGUGCACUUACUUAGCAGCGGGGGGCAGCAGAAUUUCUUUGACUCUAGGACCCUAGGAAGUUUAACACUCUCCUCAUCUCAAGUGUCUGCACAUAUGGUUUGAUUAAGUCUUUAAGUAAAAGUACAGUAUGUUUGGUGUCUACAAUGUAUUUCUUUUGCAAUAUAAAAGACACUUAAUCUAGCUUGUAAAUGUAUAUAUAAUAUGAGAAGAAGUUUCACUGAAUCUUUUGACUUGGUUGUGGCCAGCCUUGUUCUUUAUUUUGAGUUACACUUGAGUUUGUUGCAGCACAGUCCACUUGCUUCUCUAGUAUAAUACACUUAAUUGUAUAACACGUUGGGACACAUGCAACAAAUUAAGCAAGGCUUCCUCUCCUUCUUCCCCUUCCCCCUUUCUUACCCUUUUAAGGAACGAAAUGACACUUAAAGAAUUAAACAACACAACAAAGCCACAUACACUUCCCAUAAAACCAGCAGAUUUCCUUUAAAUGUUUGUACAGUGCUGAGCUGGUGCACCAAAGGCAAGUUGCACGUUUCUUCUCUGUUAUAAGAGAUAUGAAAGGCAUUUGGACUUGGCUGUGUGAAGCAUGUGGAGUCCAGUCUAAAAUAGAAAUUUAGCUAUGGAUUAGGUACAAAAUAAAUUUGAAAUAAUAGCUUUCUUUUUCAUGCAACGCUUUUUUUAGCCUGUCAGAAGUUUGUCAUUCUUAUGAGGUUAGUCUAGUUUUGCCUUAUAAUGUGACCUCAUUUAAAAACAAAUGCAGAUGCAAAUUAUGAUGCUAAGAGUAAACUACAAGCAGUAACAGAAAUACCAGCAUUCCUCUGCAUGGAGUCAAUUUUGGGGAGAUUAAUUUUUGUCAAGGGAAAGGUUUGAUCUAUUUUUUUCUUU